AUGCCGCUUAAUCGGGAGCUGUUGGCGUCCGUGAAGCUGGAGCCCGUGAGUGACUCGAACUGGGUGGAGGAGGGACAUGAUAAAGUGAAUGACGGUCGCUCCGCCGGCGCGGACGGCUCCCUGCACCCCGCCUCCGAGGCCGACGAGAAUGACGACCAAAACACAGCCACCAAGAAUGUUAUUCACUGCCUGAAAAUAGCACUAGAGCGCGGCAUCACGAGCAUCUCACUGCCCGAGAAGCAGCGGCCGUUGAACCCGCAGAAGGACUUUUCGAUCGAGUCAACCAUGCACUUCAGCGCGUCUCGGCCCGCCAAGGGGGUAGCCUGCUGCGGCGCCCAAGCCACGGGUGUGAAGGAGGCGCGCAACACACAGAUGAAAGAUGCCCGCUCGUCCAUAUUAGGCGGGGUCUACCGGCAAACAAACCGUCCACGAAACGACAUGUCGCGGAUUAUCUCCACAGACAAUGCCAUUUUGAACACCGAGGGCGACCUUGACCGUGACCACGGCGGCUUGACGACUUCCGGUCCAAACUUCGAUUCAUCGUUCGCACGCGCGCGCCGUGCCUAUCGCUCACUGACAAGGACGCAGACGUUUGUGGACUUCUCGUCGGAUGAUGAGGACGAUGAGGACGAGGAGAACAUGCCACCAGUGAGCUUUACCUUUACAGAUUUUUCGCCCAUGUGCUACCGCCACAUCCGCGAGUUCUUCAAUGUAGAUCCGAAGGCGUACUGCGACGUACUGCGCAACAGCCGCUGGCACAGCAUCCCAACACCAGGCAAGUCGGCUGCGCAACUCUUUUUCUGCGGUCGCGAUUGGGUGAUCAAGACAAUGACGGAACAGGAGAGCAACUUUCUGCGCAAGAUCCUGCACCGGUAUUAUUAUCAUGUGCGCGACAACCCUUUCACCUUACUCACACACUUCGUGGGCCACCAUUGUCUUCGCAUCGGCACGAAGACGCAAAACUUCAUCAUUAUGCAAAACGUCUUUGCCACCACCAACACGAUCCAUGAGAAGUUUGACCUGAAGGGCAGCACCAUCGGCCGCUUUGCCUCGGACGCUGAGAAGCGCCGGACAACGUUCACGCAGAAGGACCUCGAUAUCAACAGUCCGUUGCAUAUUGGCCUGGAGCGGCGGAAUCUGUUGAUUGAGCAGAUCAAGAAGGAUUGCGAGUUUCUGAAGCGAUCCAUGAUCAUGGACUACUCAUUCCUGAUUGGCAUACACGUUUUGCCGUCGCUCGGUGAUACCUUGUCCACUGCGACCUCCGGAGGGUCGCUAGGUAUGCUGACGCGCACUGUGACGGACGGCACACUGCGCACGAACCCGGGUCUGGGGUACACCGGUGGAGGGGAGCGGCCAGAUAAUUCCGGCGCUGAUGGCUCUGAAUUGUCGCGCAACGGGUCUAGGCUAGACGGCCGCUGCUUCACGGCUGAUCAGGGUGGCAUGAUGAGCAACAAGGUGCCUGGACUUCGACAGGAGAUAUACUACAUCGGCAUCAUUGACAUUUUGCAGGAGUACAACGCGCGUAAGGCUCUCGAGAAUGUUGUGUGGGGGUCCCUGUACGAUCGAAAGCGCAUCUCUUGCGUCCACCCGAACGACUACGCAGGACGGUUCAUCGCGUUCAUGUCAUCCAUCAUUGUUUAG
Leishmania mexicana MHOM/GT/2001/U1103 is the source of this 1641-nucleotide messenger RNA. Its product is annotated as phosphatidylinositol-4-phosphate-5-kinase-likep ro tein. Gene Ontology annotation, biological process: phosphatidylinositol metabolic process. NCBI's taxonomy places the organism in Eukaryota, Euglenozoa, Kinetoplastea, Trypanosomatida, Trypanosomatidae. The transcript has a single exon. Bases 1 to 1641 code for a protein of 546 amino acids. The record is from RefSeq and is a predicted model, not a curated record. Gene Ontology annotation, molecular function: phosphatidylinositol kinase activity.